Tetrahymena thermophila SB210 is the source of this 744-nucleotide messenger RNA. RefSeq lists its product as hypothetical. The record is from RefSeq and is a predicted model, not a curated record. The transcript is spliced from 7 exons. Lineage: Eukaryota; Ciliophora; Oligohymenophorea; Hymenostomatida; Tetrahymenidae.
AUGCCAGUCAAGGAAGGACAAGCCAAGUUAUGGUUCAGCACUAAGGAAGAAGCUGACGCCUAUGACGAUAAAAUGAUUUCCAACAUCGAAUUGAAGUCUCAAGAUUAUGAAGAUGAAAACUUCUCACCUGUCUUCAACAGAAAGACUUAAGAAUACUUCCUCGAACCCUCUGAAAAGUUCAAGAGUGACUUCGCUGAAUUGUUGAGACCUUUGAGAUCUCUCUCCUUCAAUCAAGUUGUUGAUAGAUACGUUUUGAUCCCUCCCAACCACACCUUCUACAGAAACUGGACCUACGAAAAGUUCCUCGGUGGUUUCGGUCUCUCUUACUUAAUUCUCAGAGAAUUACCUUUAAGAAACUUCUACGCUAGAGUUUUCGUUAUGUACGCCUUUGCUGCUAAGGUUUUGGAUCAUUUGGGUAAUCCCUUCCCCUUCAGUGGUCACGGUCAAAUCGUUGCUGCUGCUGAUAGAUGGAACCAUUGGGAUGUCAGAUGUUACGACAAUGUCAUGAAGGCUCUUAAAUACAUCAGAAUUCCUACUGUUCAAAACAACAUUCCUGAAGCUACCAGAUGGUACGGUAGAUAACCCGGUCACUUGUUAAGAGCUGAUACUUACUGGAUUCCUAACUUGGUUUCUCAAAGAUUUGCUAAACACCAACCUGCUCAUUGGGAUGGUACUCAAAAUAUGCCCAUCUUCAGAUUGGCUGAUCCUAAGCACAAGGAUUCUUACAUGGUCCAAUUCAGAUGA